AUGGAUCCUCGUCUCACGCCUCUCCACCAAGACCUCCACAAUGUCCAGAUGGAAGUGAAGCAGGUCCAGUUCGUCCAGGCCAACCAUGCCGAGCGACUGAUGCGACUCGAGAGACGACAGACAGAGGAUGCUGCCAUAAAGUCUGUAUGGAAUCCGUCCCCAUUCCCCAGCGCCUUAGGGGGGACCCCUCAACAUGGGCCGGUACAGAUGCCAAACAACCAGGUUUUCGACGACUUCGACGAUGAACAGAGCCAGAACCUCAUAGGCUCGCUUCACCUCGACGCCGAUGAGGAACCGACUCGGCGAGGGGCCGCAUCCAGGGCCAACAGUGUCCGGUUUGACGAGACAACCCUUCACAGUUCGAAUUGGGGCCAGGCUGGACGUCAGUCUGGGGAGUUCGCUCCCACCAGGCCUUCGAGCGGUCUGAGUGGCCCGUCUCUGAUGGAACGGACCUAUUCUCACAAAUCAGACGGAAGACACAGUUCGGCAGGCCACUCUGUACAUUCAUUCCACUCCAUGGCAUCUGGUCGUACGAGUAGCCUUGGCCUAGACUUGCUCCUAGGUACGCGAGACGACGAAGACGACUCAUCUCUGAUCGACAUUGCUGGACCGCCUCCAGGGCUGAUGUUUCUUGGCUCCUUUCCUUCGAUUGUCCGGUGCUGGCUCACUACACAGUACUCCCACGACACGCUCCUGUAUGCGGUUGUCUGUAGUGGCUCCCAGAAGUCGACUGUGGACUACUCGCUUCUCAAGGAACUAGGUCUCUCGCGCGAAUGUCACAGGGACAACAAUGGAGUCAUGCGCAUUGCCUUGCCCGUCUACUUUGCCGAGGCUACUGUCUCCCAGCCGCACUCCCGGUCCAUCUCGUCUCAACAGGUUCCUUACAUCAAUGUCGAUUUCGAGGUCACGGGGGCGGAACAGGCCGAUGGAGGCGAGGACCGGAAGGAAAUCCACAUCUUCAUUGGCAGUGACACUUUGCGCGCGUACAGUGCCGAUCUGCUGUUGUCGCAGAACCGGAUGUCCCUCUUUGGCAAUGGAGAUGAUCGUGAUAGACUCUCCGUUCCUUUUGUAAGGCCCGAGGAUGAGUCCACUUACAAGCACAUCGCGACUGUGAAUGUAGUGCCAGAGAAGCCGAAGCUGAAUGCUAACGCGCCCGAGUUCGUGUCUGGCGACUCUCGAGCUCAGGCUGCGACGGUGCGAGCGUCGGAGCCAGCCGUGGCGGGAGUCCCGCAGUCUGAGCCCGAGACAUCUGAUGUGCAGUCUCCAUUCUCUCCCAUGACCACGCAGUCAGGCUACCCCAGCAAGAGCAUCGGCACCAGUCUUCCCUCAGACAGUGGCAGCGAUCGACAGCAGAGAGACACGGCCCCGAGCGUGACAGACAGUAGCAGCGUUGCUGGCAAGGAGAACGCCGGACAGGCUGAGGAGAAGCGGCGCGACUCUGCCGCUGGAAUAUGGGGAUCCUGGAGGCAGGGCGCCACCGCUGGUAGUGAUUCUGCCCAGCGAGAGAACGGCCUGAGCGGGUACCAGCCGGCUGGUGGCCGUGGAGGACGCAGCAUGAAGAUCUUGAAGCCCCAGAAGUCGGCGUCCUUGUCCUCAUCUGCUCGGGCUGGAACGACGUACGACCAAUCUCCACCGGCGAGGCCGAGCGGUGAGCUUCGACGGAAGAGCCAGGGCGCAGUCUCGAUGCUGGAAUCCAACGAUGGAGGCUCUGCUACUCCGCCCCCGGCUGUCCGCUGGGAAAACGUGAGGCGCAGUGUGAGCAGCGCAACACCAGGAUCAACAGCGACGCCGGCAGCGACGACAACGCCUGCGGUAGACAACAAGGCCACCAAGACACCUGCAACACGGUCAAAUCCCAUUGGCGGUGCCUCGGCCUUUUCCUGGAUGACACCCACAAGC
Cryphonectria parasitica EP155 is the source of this 1899-nucleotide messenger RNA. RefSeq lists its product as uncharacterized. NCBI's taxonomy places the organism in Eukaryota, Fungi, Ascomycota, Sordariomycetes, Diaporthales, Cryphonectriaceae. The annotation marks the transcript as partial. The transcript has 2 exons. The record is from RefSeq and is a predicted model, not a curated record.